CAGCCGCCUAUUAUCUGUCUUAACUCUUAAACAACACAAUUAAUCAAUUUCCAAAUCAACUUAUCUUUGAUUCUUCUCUCGCAACGCGUCUCCUGGAAUAGCGGUUUCCCUUCCAAAAUUCAGUUUCCAUUUUCCUAUGAAAAUGAAGUAAAUACCACACAGAUGCUGCCUUCCUCAAGUGGCUACUGAUUCUCGAGAAGAUGAGAGGAUCCUCCCCUAGUAUCGUUGAGCCCAGGCACCGACUCUCUGCUUCAGUAGAAGAGACAUCCAGAAGAAAGUCCUUUAGAGAUAAGGGUCUUAGAGAUGUUGAAAAGGCCCUGCAAGUUCCCAUCCAAUAUAGGAAUUUGAACUGCAAGAUAACUACUCUGAAAAUUGUGCUGGUGAUCAUUGCUUUGGGAACUUUGAUCACUUUCUUCCACUCUCCAGCGGUUCAUAUUGCAGAUCACCCUUCUACCUCUGGAUCUAGGCCAAGUCUUGUAGACCUAUGGAUAGGAGAGGAUGCUGCCUCAGAUCCUCGUUAUAUCUCAACUGCAGACAUCGACUGGGACCAGAUCUCGGACUUUAUUGACAGACUAAAUGACAGUGCUGAAUAUCAGGGCAUUGGCUUGUUAAACUUUAAUGUGAGUGAGAUUGAUAAUUGGAAGCACCUGUUACCAGAUAUUGAGCAUGUUGUUCUAAACCUUGACCAUCUACCAAAAAAUGUAACGUGGGAAUCCCUGUACCCUGAAUGGAUAGAUGAAGAAGAAGAAUUUGAGGUUCCCACUUGUCCUUCAGUGCCCAAACUUAAAGUUCCUGGCAAGCCUCGUAUUGAUGUCAUUGCUGUCAAGCUUCCAUGUGACAAGUCAGGAAGAUGGUCAAGAGAUGUAGCUCGUUUGCACCUGCAGCUUGCAGCAGCAAGUCUUGCUGCUUCUGCUAAAAGUUAUCAUCCUGUUCAUGUGCUUUUGGUGACUGAUUGCUUCCCAACCCCAAAUCUGUUUACUUGCAAGGAGCUUAUUUUUCAUGAAGGGAAUUUAUGGCUGUAUCAACCCAACCUUAACGUGUUACGAGAAAAACUACAGCUCCCAGUGGGGUCAUGUGAACUUGCAGUUCCUCUCAAGGCUAAAGAGAAUUUCUAUUCAGAAAGAGCACAUAGGGAAGCAUAUGCAACAAUCCUGCACUCUGCACAUGUUUAUGUGUGUGGGGCGAUUGUUGCUGCUCAGAGCAUUCGUAUGGCAGGUUCAACACGGGAUCUUGUAAUACUGGUUGAUGAAACAAUUAGUGAUUAUCAUAGAGGAGGAUUAGAGGCUGCAGGCUGGAAAAUCCAUACAAUCCAAAGAAUCAGGAACCCGAAAGCUGAAAAGGAUGCUUACAAUGAAUGGAACUAUAGUAAAUUUCGACUCUGGCAGUUGACAGAUUAUGACAAGAUCAUUUUCAUUGAUGCUGACAUGCUUAUACUGAGAAAUAUUGAUUUAUUGUUUGAGAUGCCAGAAAUUACUGCUAUAGGGAAUAAUGCUACCCUGUUCAACUCUGGAGUGAUGGUGGUUGAACCAUCAAAUUGUACGUUCCAGCUCUUAAUGGAUCACAUCAAUGAGAUUGAGUCAUACAAUGGUGGGGACCAGGGUUAUCUGAAUGAAAUUUUCACAUGGUGGCACCGGAUUCCUAAACACAUGAACUUCCUGAAACACUUUUGGGAAGGUGAUGAGGAGGAGAAGAAACAAAUGAAAACUCAUCUCUUUGGUGCUGAUCCUCCAAUCCUUUAUGUUCUACACUAUCUGGGUAAUAAACCCUGGAUAUGCUUCCGGGAUUAUGAUUGCAACUGGAAUGUAGACAUUUUGCAGGAGUUUGCUAGUGAUGUUGCUCACAAAACAUGGUGGAAGGUGCAUGAUGCUAUGCCAGAAAACUUGCACAAGUACUGCCUCCUUAGGUCCAAGCAAAAGGCAGCAUUGGAGUGGGACCGGAGGCAAGCUGAGAAAGCUAAUUACACUGAUGGUCAUUGGAAAAUCAAGAUAAAAGACAAACGUUUGAAAACUUGCUUUGAAGAUUUCUGCUUCUGGGAGAGUAUGUUAUGGCACUGGGGUGAAAAGAAUUGGACAGACAAUGCAACAAGUGUUGCUCCAUCGCCUCCUCCUCCUGGUGCUAUUACUGCCUCGUCUCUCUAAUCUUUGUGAUUGGUUAUUCUUUCAUAAUUACAAUUUACUUGUGGAUGACACAGAAUUGAAUGAAUUGAAAAUUGAGCUAUGGAUUCAGCAACUGUAUCAACAUAUAUAGGGUCAAUUGCUGUUAUUAGAAUGUGCAUCUUCAUUUGUUCUGAA
Molecule: messenger RNA, 2291 nt
Organism: Hevea brasiliensis (rubber tree)
Lineage: Eukaryota; Viridiplantae; Streptophyta; Magnoliopsida; Malpighiales; Euphorbiaceae
Product: putative UDP-glucuronate:xylan alpha-glucuronosyltransferase 3
Exons: 4
Coding region: 201-2138 (645 amino acids)
Biological process (GO): xylan biosynthetic process
Molecular function (GO): glycosyltransferase activity
Source: RefSeq, a predicted model, not a curated record